This is a messenger RNA of Pocillopora verrucosa, 468 nucleotides long. The record is from RefSeq and is a predicted model, not a curated record. Lineage: Eukaryota; Metazoa; Cnidaria; Anthozoa; Scleractinia; Pocilloporidae.
AUGAAGAGUCUCAAUGGUAAGAAGAUAAAGCAAGUGGAAGAUUUUAAAUACCUGGGAAGCUACAUCGCCUCUAUCGAACAUAAUGUUAACAUCAGACUAGGAAAGGCGUGGGAUGCUCCAAAUGAACUGGACAAGUUAUGGAAAUCAAACCUUCCAAGCAACCUGAAGAAAACAUUUUUCCGAGUAACAGUGGAGACUGUCCUUUUAUAUGGUUCGGUCUCCUGGACCUUAACAACACAUCUGGAAAAGAAAAUCGACGGAGCAUACACUAGAAUGCUACGCACUGCCUUAAACAGAUCGUGGAAGGACCACCCCACAAACGUAGAGCUCUACGGCCACAUCCCGCCAAUCAGUAAAUCGCUACAGCAACAAAGGAUGAGAUUCGCAGGGCAUUGUUGGCGCAGUAAAGAAGAACUAGCAGGGGAUGUAUUACUCUGGAAGCCAACACAUGGACCAAUUGAUGGAUGA